CGAAAGAGGAAAUCACAAUUCACUAAAUACUAUUAGGAACGAUUUAUUUCAUAUUAGUUUCCGCAUUGCUAGCUAUUAAGCGUAACGAAUUGCGUCAUAUUUAGGAAAAAAUAAUUUUCAAAACUCAGCAGUGACCAGGGAAAUGCACAAAAUCUGGGAAUUAGGAAUGUUAAAGAGCAAAAUCAUUCAACCGAAAUGAAAACUUGAUGGAAAAGGCAAUCUAAGACCAAACUAUCUACCAAAGUCCUAGCUACCUCUUGCAUAAACACAUCAUAGCUAUCCCUUGCAUAAACGCAAGUAAUGCGCAAUUCUACACAAAAUACAAAAAUAGUACUCUGAUUUUACAAAUCAACACGAUGACAGCUGCUUCUCUGUCACAAGAGGAAGAAAAUUAUGUAAGGAUGAGCUUGUUGCUGACUGGAAUUUCUCCACGUGGAGUGAGAUCUUUGUUUGAUCGCGAAUUUGCUCCAUCAUGUCUGGAUGCCACAAUCAAGAAAGAGUAUAACAAACUGAAUUACCUUAAAUUGAAGCGCGUAAUAAAUCAAUGUCAGUGGAAUCUUUUGUUCCCAAGAUGUUCCGGUGUUCCUGAUUCAAAAACGUUUGACGUCACGUUGAUGAUAACAUUAUUGAGAAAUCUAACUCCCAUGAUUCCUCCUGCUGGUGGAUAUGACUGUUUACCAUCAACAGUUGAAGUCACACAAGGUGCUGAUUUGUCAAGAAUAAAGUAUUACAGGAACUACUUGGCUCAUCUUGAUGAUGGGAAAAUAGACACUACAUUCUUCAAUACUGCCUGGACUGAUAUAACAGGUGCUAUUGCUAGACUAGGAGGACGCACAAUGGAACAGGAAUGUUAUCAGUUGAAAACCAAACUUUUAGAUCAGACCAACCAAGAAAUAAUAAUGGAUAUCAAACAUUCUAAGGAUGAAAUCAAAGAAAUAAAAGGAUCAUUGGAAGAAUUGAAAUCGUCUCAUUUAAAAAUCAAGAAAUCACAUGAACUACUGCAAGAAAAUUACGAAGAAGGAACUAAACGCUAUUCACUGCUUCAAGAAGACUAUGAAGAAAUGAAGAAUUCCUAUGCAUCGCUCCAAAAAAAACUUGCAAACUCUCAGCAGGAUACAGUGCCAUGGAAUGUAAGAGCACAAAUCAACAAAAAUCUUGAAAAAUGGAAAAAUAAGGAUAAGAUGUUUGUAAGCACAAGAGCUGCCAAAUACGUACUGCAACUUUUACAAGGCAACAGUUGCGUUACCAUAACAGCUAGUUCUGGUGUAGGGAAGACUGCAACACUCCAGCAUGUGGCUUUACAAAUGAAUGCUCAUGGGUACGACAUACUUUUAGUGACAGAUCCAGGUGACAUUGUCAAAUAUUACAAUCCAAACCAGAAAACAUUGUUUGUUAUAGAAGAUUUAUUUGGGAAUUUUUCUGUGAGCCAGAAUGAUAUCAAACUUUGAGAAUCCGUCAGUGGUCCUAUAAAAGAGAUAACUGAAGAUAAACAAACAAAAAUAAUGGUAGCAUGUAGAUUGCAAGUGUACCAAGAUAACAACUUUGACACAUUAUCAAUUUUUAAUUCAUCUGUGUGUAAUUUUUUGUCAGUUGAUAUGUGCUUGACAAAAAAAGAGAAACAAUCAAUAGCUGAGGUAUACCUCGAAACAAAAGCUAUUGAGAUUUCAGAUUAUUAUGAUUUGUACGAUUGUUUUCCACUUUUAUGUCAAUUGUAUUAUGAAAAUCCUACCAACGACAUAAAACAUUUUUUCCAGCAUCCUUAUUCAGUUUAUGAAGCACAGGUUGACCAGCUACAAAAGAGAAGAUGUUUUGGUAAAUACUGUGCUUUGGUUUUAUGUGUCAUGUUCAAUAACAAACUGAACGAAGAUAUGUUAACGAAGGAGAUUGAUGAAGAAACAAAAACUAUCAUAGAGAACACGUGUGAAACGUGUAAACUGGACAGAGGAACAUCAAGACUUUUUUUGAAAGAUGAAAUGGAUUCCCUUUUAAAUACAUUAUUAAAAAAACAAGACAAAUUAUAUCCAACAACAGAAAACAACAAACUUAUAUUAAAAACUAAAAGCUUCUACACAACUAUUCAUGAUAAAAUAUUUCACUUUCUAGCUAAAUACUUUGGACAGAAAAUAAUCGGCUGUCUGAUCAAGAAUGCUGACAGCUGCUUGAUACGGGAAAUAUUUUUACUGGAAAGAAUAGACGCCACAGAUCAGUCUAUCACGAGUGUGCCCUCUGAGUACCACCAACUAUACAUGCAGAGAAUGAUUGACGACUGGUCAAAAGGGAAACUACAAGAUGUAUUUAAUAACAAAAACAUGAAAAUGCGUCAUUUCAGACAAAGGUUUCUGUGUUAUUUGAAUACAUUAGAUGUAGGUUACCAAAAGCAAUUGGUACAUGCCUGUGAUACUGAUUAUAAAAGAUGUAUACGUGAAAUGUUAUACUACAGGGAUAUUGUAUGUGACACUGUCAUGCUACAUUGUUGUUCGAUUGGAGACAUGAAUAUGAUCCAGUGGUGUUGCAGUCAUGGUGUUGAUGUAAACGAAAGUGGAAUUUGUGGCCAGUCGCCUCUGAUGAUUGUUUGUAGAUAUGGCCAUACUGACAUAGUGAGAAUGUUUUUAAACAAAGCAGCAGAUUGUAAUAAAUGUGACGAAAUUGGUCAGUCGCCUACACUAAUGGCUUGUAUACAUGGUCACACAACCAUAGUAAGGAUGUUAAUAGACAACGGCGCAGAUUACAGUAAAUGUGACAAUCUUGAACAGUCACCGCUGUUUAUGGCAUGUAAACAUAAUCAUACAGACAUAGUUGAAAUGUUGAUAAACAGAGAAGCAGAUUAUAAAAAAUGUGAUUUGAGAGGUCAGUCGCCUGUAAUUAUGACAUGUUUACAUGGGCAUUUAGAAAUAUUAAAGAUGAUGUUGGAGAGAGAAGCAGAUGAUAGCAAAUGUGACAAUACUGCUGAUUUACUUGUCAUGAUGGCAUGUAAACUUGGCCAUACAAGUAUAGUUAAAAUGCUGUUAGACAAAGGAGCAAAUCAAAAUACAAGUGACAUACUUGGUCAUUUCCCUUUAUUUAUUGCUUGUAAACAUGGUCAUACAAAAAUAGUAAGAAUGCUGUUAGACAUUGGAGCAAAUUAUAAAAAAUGUGACAACGAUGGAAUGUCACCGGUAAUGAUUGCUUGUAUGCAUGGUCAUACACAAAUAGUUGCUGUUGGACAAUGGAGCAAAUUAUAAUGCGUGUAACAAUAAUGGUGAGUCAUCUUUAAUGCUAGCUUGUAUGCAGGGUCAAACAGAAAUAGUAAGAAUGUUAUUUGAGAAAGACGUAGAUUAUAAUAGAUGUGACAAUGAUGAACAGUCACCAGUAUUGAUGGCUUGUAUGCAUGGUCACACAGAAAUAGUAAUGAUGUUGUUAGACAACGGAGCAGAUUAUAAUAAAUGUGACAUAAGAGGUCAGUCACUUGGAAUGUUGGCGUGUAUGCAUGGUCAUACAGAAAUAGCAAAACGAUUAUUAGAUAAAGGAGCAUAUUAUUAUAUUGGUGGCACAGGGGAUUGGUUACCUUUAAAUAUGGCUUGUAAAUAUGGUCAGACAGAAAUAGUGAGGAUGUUGUUUUACAACGGAGUAGACCAUGAAAAAUGUGACUCAAGAGGCCGGUCACCUUUAAUGAAGGCGUGUGGACGUGGUCAUAGCGAUGUAGUAAGAACGUUUUUAGACGAAGGAGCAGAUUAUGAUAAAUGUGACUCAGACGGCCAGUCACCUUUAAUGAAGGCGUGUAGACAUGGUCAUAUAGAUAUAGUAAGAAUGUUGUUAGACAAAGGAGCAGAUCAUGAUAAAUGUGAUGCUAAUUACCAGUCAUCGUUAAUGAAAGCAUGUAGACAAGGUCAUUCAGAUAUAGUUAGGAUGCUGAUAGACAGAGGCGCAUAUUAUAAUUAUCAUUAUGACAAAUGGAACCAGUCACCUGUAUUGUUGGCUAGUAGAACUCGUCAAAUAGAAACAGUGCAAAUGUUGUUGGACAAAGGAGCAGAUUAUAAUAUGUGUGACCAUCUUGGGCAGACGCCGAUACUAAUGGCCUGUAAAACUGGCCAAACAAAAGUAGUAAGAAUCUUGUUGGACCAAGGAGCAGAUUAUAAUGCAUGUGACAAUUUUGGGCAGACACCGAUACUGAUGGCUUGUAAAACUGGUAAAACAGAACUCGUAAAAAUGUUGUUGGACAGAGAAGCAGAUUAUAGAAUAUGUGACAAGUAUGGACAAACGCCUAUAAAGAUGGCUGACAAAUACUGUCAUUUAGCAGUUUUGCGGAUGUUGUUAGACAAAGUUAAUGUGUAAGAUUUUUAAUCUUCAUUUGCUAAUGUUGUAUUUGUCAUAUUGAAAAGGAGAGACCGUAGAAAUCAUUAACGGUACAAAUUCCACUGCAACAGAUGUCAACUUCUGCACUUAUUAUUUGUUCGGCGAUUUAAGAGUCUAACACAUUGGAUAUUCCAAAAUCUAAUACAAACGUUAAAAACAAUAUUACCCCCCCCCCUAAAAAAGCACAAGCAUAGCAAAAACCGGACAAAGAAUCAGAGCAAUGCAAAAGGAGAUAUACCCUUUAAUGUUUGACUAUAAAUAGAACUGAAACAGAUAAAGAAUAUGCACAUCAAUAACAUAAUAUUUCUGUUCAAGGAAACAAUGAAUUUGUAUUCAAUGAUCAUCAAUGUCUGACAGUUAAAGAAGAAUCAUGAAUCAAUACCACUAUAUUUUUUACUUUAUAUAAGAUUUACAAUAUAAGAAGUGCUGAUACAAUGACGAAAUAAUGAUUGUAAUUUGUUUCAUAUCUAGAAAGUUGCUUUACUUUCAAUGUUAUGGUUGUUUUUUAAUGCCUGUGGCUGGUUAAAAUAUAUGCUAUAUCCUUUUUUUCAAUUAUUAUCAUUAAAGAUGUUGAUUUGGAUAUAUAUGUAUGUGUUUAAGUACGUCUAUGUUUUCCUUCAAUGGGAUAGAAUAUGAGGAUUCACCGACUGUAAUACGUAUAUUUUGGUCAGUUAUUCUCCCGUGCUGUACAAGCAUAUAUAAGAAUAAAUGAAGUGCGGAAUAUGUUUUUAUGAUAUUCAGUAUUUAUCCUGCAAUUAGCCAUCUAUUAUACAAAUAACAGGUAUACAAAUAAAUUUUUGCUUUAUUUGUACAUGUACAAAUAAAGCCUCCUGUUACCCCACUUCCAUGUUGAGCAAGCGGUAAUAUGAAUAUUUCUGUUUCCGAACCAGUUCAUUUUGGGGUUCUCUUCGCGGUCCGCGUUUCAACCAUGUCGAUUUCAUUGAGAAAUUAGAGACAAUGAUUUAGAUUUUAAUAACUGAAGUUUCAAGUGUUGGGAGUAAUUUCAGGAUAAACACAAUAUAUGUACAUUGUCGGAAAUAUAAAAUUUAUUUGUACUCGCUUUGAAACAGGAGAAAAGCUCGGCGGAGCCUCGCUUUUCGUCCUGUUUCUAAAGCUCAUACAAAUAAAUUUUAUAUUUUCCGACAACAUACAUAUAUUGUAUAUUUAUAGAGUAAUGAACAUACAUUUUUAGUUUAAGAUUUAUAACGAUGAUUGAUUAACAUGUGUCACGAUUCACUUUAUAUAUGGUACUGAUAGUUUGAACAUCGAUAAAAUAUUAUUCUUUUUGUCGCGUUAUUCCAAUAUAGUUAAUUAUCUAAAUAUUAAAGUAGAAUAUUUA
Messenger RNA from Mytilus californianus (California mussel), 5671 nucleotides. Its product is annotated as ankyrin repeat domain-containing protein 50-like. The transcript is spliced from 5 exons. Gene Ontology annotation, molecular function: RNA nuclease activity; protein binding; RNA binding. NCBI's taxonomy places the organism in Eukaryota, Metazoa, Mollusca, Bivalvia, Mytilida, Mytilidae. The coding region runs from base 3253 to 4311 and encodes 352 amino acids. Gene Ontology annotation, biological process: RNA processing. The record is from RefSeq and is a predicted model, not a curated record.